UUUAUGACCCUGGUGUUCCUUGUUUUGCUUGAGAUUUAAAAAUAUUUUUCCCAAAAGAAUGACAUGUGAACUUCUCAUAAUGCAUAACUCACUCGUUCCCUAUUUCAAUGAUUGACUCUCUUUCUCUUUUUUUCUCUCUCUCUCUUUAUGAGCUGCUGACAGCCACCUGACUGAACAAACUGUGAGUCAUAAAUGUAGUCAGCUAUAUAAGAGUGCCUAUUUGACACAGCUCUGCAUUACCUACAGGUAGUUUAACCUCAACCUUCACAGCAUACACCGACAGACGCAGGAUGAAGCUGCUGCUGGUUGCUGCUACUGUUCUGGCUGCGGCCAGCUGUGCCACCAUCUCUCUGGAGGACCUGGAGUUCCACGCCUGGAAACUCAAGUUUGGAAGGACCUACAGCUCUCCGUCAGAGGAGGCUCAUCGCAGGCAAAUCUGGCUCAACAACCGCAAACUGGUGCUGGUGCACAACAUCAUGGCUGAUGAGGGCAUCAAGUCCUACCGUCUUGGUAUGACCUUCUUUGCUGACAUGGAAAACGAAGAGUACAAACGUCUGAUUUCCCAGGGCUGUCUGGGCACCUUCAACGCCUCUCUGCCUCGCAGAGGCUCUGCCUUCCUCAGGCUGCCUGAGGGAGCUGAUCUGCCCGUAUCUGUUGACUGGAGGGACAAGGGAUACGUCACUGACGUCAAGGAUCAGAAGGAGUGCGGCUCCUGCUGGGCCUUCAGUGCAACUGGCUCGCUGGAGGGUCAGAACUUCAGGAAGAUAGGGAAGCUGGUGUCUCUUAGCGAGCAGCAGUUGGUUGAUUGCUCUGGUGACUAUGGCAACAUGGGCUGUGGUGGAGGCCUGAUGGACAAUGCCUUCAAGUACAUCAUACAAAGCGGAGGAAUAGACACAGAGGACUCCUACCCUUAUGAGGCAGAGGAUGGAGAGUGCCGAUACAACCCUGCCACUAUUGGUGCCAAAUGCACAGGCUUCACUGAUGUGACACAGGGUGAUGAAGACGCCCUGCAGGAGGCUGUGGCCACCGUUGGACCUGUGUCAGUUGCCAUUGAUGCUUCUCAUGCAUCCUUCCAGCUCUAUGAAUCAGGAGUGUAUGAUGAGCCAGACUGCAGCAGCUUAGAGUUGGACCAUGGUGUACUGGCUGUAGGUUACGGCACUGAAAACGGAAAUGACUACUGGCUGGUCAAGAACAGCUGGGGUCUAGGUUGGGGAGACAAGGGAUACGUCAAGAUGACCAGGAACAAACACAACCAGUGCGGCAUUGCUACUGCAGCCAGCUACCCCCUGGUCUGAACAAGUAGCAAGAAACUUAAAAGUCCUCCUUCCUCCUUCUGUCUGACCAUGGAAAUGCUAUUUCAACAAGUUUAACUUUAGGGUGUCUGCACAGAUUUACCUUAACCUGCCAGUGAUGUUUAUUGGAUGUACAGGUCUAGGACUUUUCUCAGGGAGCAGGAGAACAGUGACACUUAAUUUACUUUAAUUUCAUAAAAGUUAUGGUAAAAAAAAGUCCUUUUGUUGUUAUUUGGAAGUUGGUAGCUGUGAUGCACUUUUAAUAGAAUUUUGUAU
Molecule: messenger RNA, 1568 nt
Organism: Thunnus maccoyii (southern bluefin tuna)
Lineage: Eukaryota; Metazoa; Chordata; Actinopteri; Scombriformes; Scombridae
Product: procathepsin L-like
Exons: 8
Coding region: 291-1295 (334 amino acids)
Biological process (GO): immune response
Cellular component (GO): lysosome
Molecular function (GO): cysteine-type endopeptidase activity
Source: RefSeq, a predicted model, not a curated record